ACCUAAAAACGGACCGUCCCGAUCCGUGCCCACCCCUAAUUACAUUAAACGCAAGGGUCGGUCCGGUGCAAUUAAUGAAAAAGCAUCCAUUCUGCUGGAAUUCGUCUUUCGGGUCGACCCGCCCCGUUGGACGAUUCCCACUUUCUUUUAGGCUGCAAAUAAAAAGAAAAUGGAGAAACCUUAGCUUGGGCUACACGAGAGAGAAAGAGAGAGGCAGAGAGGCGACAGUGAUGGCUCGGCAAGCGACGAAAUUGAUCACUAACUUGUCGAAGGCGCUGAGACCUAGCACGCCAUCUCCGCUGUGGCAGCAGAAACAGAACCGAUUCUUCGGAUCUCAGCCGCCGCCGCCGGAAGUUUUCGUCGACAAGAACACCCGCGUCAUAUGCCAGGGAAUCACGGGGAAAAACGGAACGUUCCACACCGAACAGGCCAUCGAAUAUGGAACCAAAAUGGUUGGUGGUGUGACCCCCAAAAAGGGUGGUACGGAGCACCUGGGGCUUCCAGUUUUCAACUCUGUUGCAGAGGCCAAAGCUGAAACAAAGGCUAAUGCUUCUGUAAUAUAUGUCCCUCCGCCCUUUGCUGCUGCUGCCAUCAUGGAGGCAAUGGAAGCUGAAUUAGAUUUGGUGGUGUGCAUCACAGAGGGAAUUCCUCAGCACGAUAUGGUCAAAGUGAAAGCUGCUCUUAAGAGACAGUCAAAGACUCGUCUCAUUGGUCCAAAUUGCCCUGGUAUCAUCAAACCAGGUGAAUGCAAAAUUGGAAUUAUGCCUGGAUACAUUCACAAACCUGGACGUAUUGGGAUUGUUUCUAGAUCUGGAACAUUGACAUAUGAAGCGGUUUUCCAAACAACAGCUGUUGGCCUAGGUCAAUCAACUUGUGUGGGGAUUGGUGGGGACCCUUUCAACGGUACAAAUUUUGUUGAUUGCUUAGAGCGGUUUGUUGCUGAUCCACAGACUGAAGGUAUUGUUCUUAUUGGCGAGAUAGGUGGUACUGCAGAGGAGGAUGCUGCAGCUUUCAUCAAGGAAAGUAAAACUGAGAAGCCUGUUGUUGCUUUUAUUGCUGGACUUACUGCCCCACCUGGACGGAGAAUGGGCCAUGCUGGAGCUAUAGUUUCAGGGGGGAAAGGUACGGCUCAAGACAAAAUCAAGACCCUUAAAGAAGCCGGAGUGACAGUGUGUGAGUCUCCAGCGAAAAUUGGAACCACGAUGCUUGACGUCUUCAAACAGAGGGGUCUUCUUGUGUAAUAAACACAGCCAAUUGUGGCCGAUAGCAUAAUUUAUUUUUUUUUGGGUUUGUUACUGGAAUCUUCCAUUGAACUCUUUAUCUUUUUGGGAUGAACAAGGCAGCUGUGCUGCUGGGUAUUCUUUAAAGCUAUAAGCUUAUCUUUGAUGAGAUUGAGAAUCUUGUGCACAUUUUGCAGAGUUUGUCACCUGCCAAAUUUAAAGGGACUACUGCUUCGCUUCUUUAUCUUU
Messenger RNA from Cuscuta campestris, 1469 nucleotides. Lineage: Eukaryota; Viridiplantae; Streptophyta; Magnoliopsida; Solanales; Convolvulaceae. The record is from the annotation of a GenBank genome assembly.